AUGUCCGUGAUGCUGCAAGCUCCCUCCCGCGCAUCGACUGCCUCUUCGUCUUCCUUCCAGCCUCUCUCCCGACAAAACACCAUGUCUUCCUAUGAUGGCUCGCGGUCCGCCCGCCAGUCCAAGCGGUAUUCCAUGUCCGCGCUGUACAUGUCCAUGUCAGCGAACGAUGGCGAGCUUGAAAUUGAGGAUGACCUAGCAAAGGAUACUGCGGGAGCUCAAGUCCAAGAUCUCUUCCCAGUCCAAGAAGAACUUUGUGCUCGAGAAAGAUGUGCGCUAUCUCGACUCGCGUAUCGCACUGCUUAUUCAGAACCGCAUGCACUCGAGGAGCAAAAUGAGGUCGCUAGCCACCUCGAGGAUGCCACCGAUAUGCAAGAGGGUGCCUUUCCCAACGACGACAAGACGCAAAAGUACGGGAACCUCAUGUUUCUUCUACAGUCUGAGCCUCGACACAUCGCGCACCUCUGCCGGCUCGUCUCCAUGUCUGAGAUCGAUUCGCUGCUACAGACCGUCAUGUUCACCAUUUACGGAAACCAGUAUGAGAGUAGAGAAGAACAUCUCCUCCUGACCAUGUUCCAGUCUGUUCUCACCUACCAAUUCGAUAACACGCCCGAAUACUCGUCGCUAUUGCGUGCCAAUACGCCCGUCUCCCGCAUGAUGACGACGUAUACCCGCCGAGGUCCUGGCCAGAGCUUCCUGAAGACCGUCUUGGCGGACAGAAUCAACAACUUGAUCGAACUCAAGGAGCUUGACCUGGAAAUUAACCCUCUUAAGGUUUACGAACGCAUGAUUGAGCAAAUUGAGGAGGAUACUGGUAGCUUGCCGCCUUCACUACCCAAGGGCAUUACGGGCGAGCAAGCCGCUGAGAACCCACAAGUCCAAGCCAUCAUUGAGCCGCGUCUGACGAUGCUGACGGAGAUUGCUAACAACUUCCUCACGACCAUCAUCGAUGGACUCGAGGAGGCGCCGUACGGCAUCCGCUGGAUCUGCAAGCAGAUUCGAAGUCUAACGAAGCGGAAGUACCCUGACGCCAAUGACCAGGUCAUCUGUACGCUCAUAGGAGGGUUCUUCUUCCUUCGGUUUAUCAACCCGGCCAUCGUGACGCCCAAGUCGUACAUGCUCAUCGACGGACAGCCAGCGGAGCGGCCAAGGAGGACACUGACAUACAUCGCCAAGAUGUUGCAAAACCUUGCUAACAAGCCUUCGUACGCCAAGGGAGCCGUACAUGUCCAAGCUCCAGCCGUUCAUCCAGGCAAACAAAGAUCGCGUCAAUAA
Verticillium alfalfae VaMs.102 is the source of this 1272-nucleotide messenger RNA. Its product is annotated as GTPase-activating protein. Gene Ontology annotation, biological process: regulation of actin cytoskeleton organization; regulation of GTPase activity. Gene Ontology annotation, molecular function: GTPase activator activity. Lineage: Eukaryota; Fungi; Ascomycota; Sordariomycetes; Glomerellales; Plectosphaerellaceae. The coding region runs from base 1 to 1272 and encodes 423 amino acids. The record is from RefSeq and is a predicted model, not a curated record. Gene Ontology annotation, cellular component: cell cortex. The transcript has 3 exons.